ACCUCUCCUCAUUGACACUUGGUUUGCAGAGGAGCAUCUGGGCAGUGAUUUUCUUUACAUUCCGCUAAGGUUACCCAUUUAACAUUCGUGCAAGAGAAAAGGUUUCAACCAUUGCUUUUCAGCGACGCAAAACAGUCUUUGCAGAUACCAUGGCAAACCCAGGUAGCAGUUCCCAGCCACCUCCGGUUGGUUCCGGAACUAUGUCAUGGAAGAGAUGUGCUGGUUGUGGGGGCAAGAUUGCAGAUCGUUUUCUUCUCUAUGCCAUGGACAGCUACUGGCACAGUUGGUGUCUGAAAUGUUUCUGUUGCCAGGCUCAACUGGGAGAGAUCGGCACAACAUGCUACACCAAAAGUGGCAUGAUACUUUGCAGAAAUGACUAUAUCAGAUUAUUUGGAAACAGUGGCUGCAGCGCAUGUGGACAGUCCAUUCCAGCUAGUGAACUGGUUAUGAGGGCGCAAGGAAAUGUCUACCAUCUCAAGUGUUUCACAUGUUCUACCUGCCAGAAUCGGCUGGUCCCAGGAGACAGGUUUCACUACAUCAAUGGCAGUUUGUUCUGCGAACAUGACAGGCCCACAGCUCUCAUUAACGGCCAUUUGAAUUCACUUCAGACUAACCCUCUCCUGCCAGACCAGAAGGUCUGCUAAGAGGAGUUGAAUGGUGUGCAAUAGGAGCAGGGAUGUGUGCCUUCAUCUCAGACCUUGCCCACUAUUACUGGUGGGCCUUCAUGAUGGUUCUGCAGCAAGUCACCUUUCUGGUUGGUGUUUACUGUCAGCUCCAACACCCUACACCAUUGUACUUCUUGUUUUUACUCUUGACUGUCCCUUUUUUCUCUCAAAGUUAUUCCUUUGCUCAUGUGACUGGGGGGGGGGGGGGGGGGGGAAUCUUAAGGACUUCAUAAUUCUGUGCUAAUGGAAGACUGUACAGCAAGCAAGGGGGGUAAAAAGGACAUCCCAAGGAAAAAUGACACAUGAAGCUUAUUAAGAACACCUUUUU
Molecule: messenger RNA, 993 nt
Organism: Erpetoichthys calabaricus (reedfish)
Lineage: Eukaryota; Metazoa; Chordata; Cladistia; Polypteriformes; Polypteridae
Product: LIM domain transcription factor LMO4.2-like
Source: RefSeq, a predicted model, not a curated record